GCGCCGGCAUGAGGCCGGGCUGAGCGAUGUGCGAGCAGGCAGCGCGCUACUGCCGGGCCGGCGUGCACAGGCUGCUGCGCAAACCUCCGCCGGCGCUGCGCGGGCUGGACGGGCUGCUGCGCUGGGUGGUGGCCAGGAUGGGUGACAAGGGGGUCGCCGAGCGGGAGCUGCUCAACCCGGGUGCCGCCGCCGCCGCGCAGAGGAAGGGCACCUCCGUCAUCCUCGAUAUUUUCAGAAGAGCUGACAAAAAUGAUGAUGGGAAGCUCUCCCUGGAGGAGUUCCAGGCCUUUUUCUCUGAUGGGACGCUCAACGAAGAAGAACUUGAGAAGCUCUUUCAUACCAUUGACUCUGACAACACCAACAACGUGGACACCAAGGAGUUGUGUGACUAUUUUGCUGACCACAUGGGAGACUAUGAAGACGUCUUGGCCUCACUGGAGACGCUGAACCUCUCCAUCCUGAAGGCGAUGGACUACACCAAGCGGGUGUACGAGAGCGGCAGCAACGUGGACCAGUUUGUGACCCGCUUCCUGCUGAAGGAGACGGCCAACCAGACCCAGUCACUGCUGAGCUCUGUGGAGAGUGCCGUGGAUGCUAUCGAUGAGCAAACUAAUCCCACCAGGCACUACCCCAGCAAGGCUGGCCAUGGUCUGAUGGACACCUGGUAUGACAGCACCGUGCCCAGCUACUCUCCCACCAGCCGGAUGGUCCCCAGGGAGUAUGGGAAGAGCUUCCAGACUGGUUCCCCCGACACCAAGGCAGAGGGGUUGGAAGGACAGAUCAACAGGCUGGCUGAGCUGAUUGGCAGGCUGGAGGACAAGACUCUCUGGUUUGACCUGCACCAGCGGCUGUCGGACAGUGAGAGCACAGCUUGCACGUACCUCCUUCUGGUGCGGGACGAGAUGACGGUGUCGCACAAGCACUUGGGCGAGUUUUGCAGCUCCCUGAAGCAGUACCUGAAGAGCGUGGCCGGGGAGCGGGAUUGCUUCCACGUCACCGCAGUGAAACUGCCCGAUGGGGUCACCUUCAUUGUCUAUGAGUUCUGGGAGACUGAAGAGGACUGGAAGAGACACCUGCAGAGUGCCACCUGCAAGGGCUUCCAGCACGUCAAGGUGGACACGCUGAGCCAGCCUGAGGCCAUCUCCAGUGUGGCCGUGCCAGCUGCCUGGUGCACCCUGAACCGAGAGUGACCACUGGUGCCAGGGCACCUGCCAGCACCCAUCCCCGCUGAGGGACGGCUGUGACCCCCUGCCUGGCCAGGGGGGUGGAAGGUGUCGGUGUGACCUGUCUGCAGUGAAGGAAACCCCCCGUGUGUGUCCCCAGCACCCCACAGGAUCCCCCCCACAGCUACCCCAUCGCCUGGGUCACCUCUCCUGGGAGUGGGGCGGUCUGUGUGUGUGUGUGUGUGUGUAUGCAUGUGCGCCACCCCUGGGGUCUGCCAGGGAGGGUCCGGCAGGAUUUGGGGUUGCAGGGUGCACCCCCCAGGCAUGGGUAGGCAGGGAGAGGGUGCAGGCAGCCAGGCAAUGGGGAGGGGAUGAGGCCGGUGAUGAAGAGCAGGGGUGGGAGUGGGAGGCCAGAACCCGCCCCCCUUGGAGGGUAAUUUGGGGGUUCCUGCUAUUCUCCAGGGCCACCCAGGGAGGAGGCUGGGGUGGGGGAGGGUGAGGCUGUGCCGGGUGCAGUGUGUGUGUGCCUGUAGGGAUGGGGACCCGUGUCCCUGGGAGAGGUCAGGGUGGUGGCAAAUGGGGGUAUCCCUUAGUCCUGCGGGGUGCGGGUGGUCCCAAGGGGUUUCCUUUGUGUGUGGUCAGUGGCAGGUGUGGGGGUGGCUCCACCCCCCCUUCCUGGGGUCUGAACAUCUGUCUGUGUGUCUGUCUGUGCAUGUGCAGCACUCACGGCCCAUCCUGCCCCCACCCCGCCGUGGCCAGGGGUCCCUCAGGGUGCGUUGUGAUACCCUGUCCCAUCUUUAUUAGCCGCUGUACAAUGGGGACAGUGAUGCCAAAUAAAACCGUGAUGGGAUA
This is a messenger RNA of Calidris pugnax (ruff), 2015 nucleotides long. RefSeq names its product N-terminal EF-hand calcium binding protein 2 (gene NECAB2). Gene Ontology annotation, biological process: regulation of amyloid precursor protein biosynthetic process. NCBI's taxonomy places the organism in Eukaryota, Metazoa, Chordata, Aves, Charadriiformes, Scolopacidae. Gene Ontology annotation, molecular function: calcium ion binding. The coding region runs from base 27 to 1190 and encodes 387 amino acids. The record is from RefSeq and is a predicted model, not a curated record. Gene Ontology annotation, cellular component: cytoplasm. The transcript is spliced from 13 exons.